UACUACGCCGGUCCACCGCGACCUUUCCAAUAGGUUCUGCGCCCAGAUUAGAACCUUGGUGUCGAUUGGAGGACAGGAAUAUCGCGCACCACUACUCUCUAUCCUACCUUGAAGAAUGGCUGAAGGCGACGAAGAUGUGCCGCCACAAAAUGGAGCCGGCGCGGCCAAUGUGGCGCCGCCGCUCGCUGUUUCCACAACCAGCUCAGCAGCUUUUGUGCACCAAAAUAUGGAGAAGCUACAAGGCCAAGGAAAUUUUUGCUCUUGGAAGUUCGCCAUAAAAAUGUUAUUGAUAUUGGAAGGUUUAUGGGACUGUGUGACCGGUGCAGUGACGGACGCUGCGCGCGACCAACGUGCGCUGGCGCGCAUUGCACUUGGUCUGCACCCAUCUCUAUAUCAAUAUGUUACCAGUUGCACUAGUGCCAAGCAAGCGUGGGACAAUCUUAGAAAUAUAUUUGAAGACAGAGGGCUUUAUCGUCGAAUUGUUUUGCUACGUGAACUACACAAGGCCAGCUACGCCGAUCACGCCGGUAUGAACGCGUAUAUCGACCAUAUUAUGAAAUUAGUCCAACAACUGGCAGAUAUUGGAAAAACUAUUGAAGAUAGUGAAGUGGCAGAACUGCUUUUAAGCGGGUUACCUCAAGAGUUUGAUUCUCUAGUUUCAAAUAUGUCUACAGCCUGCCUAACAUCGACUAUAUCUAGUGAGUUUGUACGAGCCAGGCUGAUGCAGGAAGAGUCCAGGAAGCUAGCGACAUGUUCAUCUGAGACUGCUUUUGUUUCCAAACAACAGUUAAAAGCAAAGAAGAAGUUUACGUGUACUUACUGUCAUAAGGAGGGCCACGUCAAAGCUAAGUGCUUCAAACUGAAAAGAGAUAAGAAGCAGAAGGAAGAUCCCAUGCCAGCCGCGUUCCUGGUCUCCCAGCAAGAUGUUUAUAAAGAUUCUGGAUCGAGCUGCCAUUUAUUUAAUGACAAAAACUGUUUUAAUUCUAUAAAGAAAGGACAAUCUUCAGUGGCAGUGGCUAAUAAUAGCAAAGUGCUGUGUGAAGGCACCGGCGAUGUAAAAAUAAGGACAUUAGACAAGGAUGGCGAAACACUUGAACAGUGUGUACCAUGCCUUGAGGGGAAGAUGGCUAAGACUCCAUUUCCCAAAGGUGGUGGAACGCGUGCAACCAGACCUUUGGAGCUUGUACACUCCGAUGUGGUCGGUCCCAUGCCAGUGAGCAGCUUGGGUGGUGCAAACUUUGCUGUCACCUUCACAGAUGACUUCUCGAGGAAAUCCUACUGCUACCUAAUGAAACAUAAGUCAGAGGUAUGUGACCAUUUUAUUCACUUUAAAAAUGUUGUAGAAAAGCAGACAGGUUUAUCUAUUCUAUGUUUGCGUUCGGACAAUGGGAAAGAAUAUGUAAAUAAUAGACUUUCCAGUUAUUUAAAGAAAGAAGGGUUAUAGACUGGCAGAUCCCGUAGAUCCUAGGAAAGUGAUUUUAUCUCGUGAUGUAAAGUUUUUGGAGGAUAAGUUUUUUACUCCACAACAUUCAAACAAUGUACCUGAUAGUAAUAGCUGUGAUAAUAAUGGUAUGAUUAAUUUAUAUAAUAAUGAAUUAAAUAUAAAUUCCAAUAAUAAAUUGAAUGUAGAUAAUGAUAAUUUUACUCAUGGAUUACAGAAUAAUGAACUGAAUAAUUCAAAUUUUAAUAAUGACAUUUCA
Messenger RNA from Cydia strobilella, 1700 nucleotides. RefSeq lists its product as uncharacterized. Gene Ontology annotation, molecular function: nucleic acid binding; zinc ion binding. Bases 116 to 1444 code for a protein of 442 amino acids. The transcript is spliced from 2 exons. The record is from RefSeq and is a predicted model, not a curated record. Lineage: Eukaryota; Metazoa; Arthropoda; Insecta; Lepidoptera; Tortricidae. Gene Ontology annotation, biological process: DNA integration.